CUCAUCAUAGGAAGAGCGGAUGCGGGAAAAACCACCAUCCUCCAGAGGGUUUGCAAUGCGCGGGAGAACCCAGAAAUAUAUAAUAGCAUUGGGGGAAAGGUGCGGAGCAUGAUACUAGAAAUUGGAGGCCGCUACUAUAUCGAGAAUGAAAUGGUGUUUCGGAACAACCCAAGAUUUGUCUUCCACGAUUCACGA
Messenger RNA from Suillus paluster, 195 nucleotides. RefSeq lists its product as uncharacterized. NCBI's taxonomy places the organism in Eukaryota, Fungi, Basidiomycota, Agaricomycetes, Boletales, Suillaceae. The record is from RefSeq and is a predicted model, not a curated record. The transcript is spliced from 2 exons. The annotation marks the transcript as partial.